AUGUACGGGGGCGGCGGGCGGGGCCCAGGUGAGGAGCCUGCGCUGCCAGGUCGGUGGGGAAGGAAGAAGGAAGAGCAGAGGCAGGGCGGGCUCCAGGCCCUUAAAUCCCGGGCCUGGACUCCCCUUCUUCUCCUUGGCCCUCGCUCGGUAGGGGGCAGGCGGCCUGGUGACAGCGGCACCCGUCGCCUCAGGCCCCCAGCCUCCAGCUGGCUGCAUCCCCUUCCCACACACCGGGAAGCCCAUCGUCUUGAGCAGAAGGUGCUGCAGAAGGGGUGGCCCUCGGUUGGCUGUCCGCCCACUGAAGGGACACAAUGGCCCCGAACCCCUCCCCCAAUCCAGUGCGACUUGUCCGGUGGCUCCAGAACCCACUGUGACCUUGAGUUUGGCGUUGGCUCCGGUAUUCUCCAGACCUCACCUGGCCUCCUGCCAGGGUCCCAUAAGGCGGUCAGCUCUGGCCCGGACUGUGCAUAUGCCGCCCUGGGUCCAUCUUCCAGUACAGUGUUGGAUGGUCUGACUGUGAAGCUCCUAACACUGUCUGGUAAAGAUGGCCUCUGGGUCGGUGCCCUCGGCAGUGACCUCCAGGGAGCCCUGAAGACCAUGGAGGCUCCUGACCAACGACCUUUGACCUUUACCCCUCCGAUGGGGGUAAAUCCCUGGGGGAAGGGGAACAAUGGGUAGUAGACAAAAUGGCUGCCUCUGGAGCGACGGGAUUUGGGACAAACAUGCUCCCCAGACGCCCGCCUCUUCCCGCAUUAAGGACCUUGGGAAGGCCAGAGAAAUAAAAUGUGAGAGGGAACUUA
Molecule: messenger RNA, 800 nt
Organism: Manis javanica (Malayan pangolin)
Lineage: Eukaryota; Metazoa; Chordata; Mammalia; Pholidota; Manidae
Source: RefSeq, a predicted model, not a curated record